GCGCUGUGACGGCAGCAGGCGAAGAAAAGCCGAGUAGAGAACCCGAGACGCAUCCGGACGCACUCACUCGAAUGGUAUUUUAUCUCCUGUCAUCGAAAGAUGUCAGUCACUGAGGACCUUCCAGACAUGGACGGAGCAGACCUCUUAGGGCUGCUGUUCCACGGUGGAGAGGAUGGAUCUACUGAGCCCUUUUUUCCUGAUGAGAACGGGCUCAUCGAAUCCUGGCUGUCUGAACAAGAUAUGCUGACAGGUGUGGACACUGAAGACUUCCUGUCCAGCUUGUUGGAUGGAGAGGACAACAUGGAGGCCAUCUGUCCCUCUCAUUCCCCCCUGGGCAGCGACAGCGGCAUUUCUGACGACAGCAGCACUGGGGCUGGAAACAACAAUCUCCUGGGAUGCCCGAGUCCUCAUGGCAGCGAUAGCGACGUCGUGCCCAGUCCCGGCUAUUCCCAGCCCAGCCCGGUGCACUCUGACCCUCCCCUGACCUGUGGGGAGCUGCAGACGGAGAGCCUCGAGGCCUUGACCGUGCAGGCAGAUCACAGCUACUCGCUGCUGCAGAGCGGUGGGGGCGAUAUGGACAUGCUGCAGAGUGUGAGAGCAGAGAAGCUCGAUACCGACGUCUUCAUUGAUCUGGAUGACCUGGUGACUGAGGAAAUGGAGGAGGACGACAUCACCAGUGAGCUGCCCUGCACUUUGGCCAUAGAGGACUUGACAGAAGAUUCAGCACAGCCCAACAAAAUGGACCAGUUCCAGUUCAAAGAGAUCGUUCUCACUGAGGAGGAGAAGCGGCUUUUGACAAAAGAGGGAGUAACCAUCCCCACGCACAUGCCUCUCACAAAGGCGGAGGAGAGGACUUUGAAAAGGGUCAGAAGGAAGAUCCGCAACAAGCAGUCCGCUCAGGAGAGCCGCAAGAAGAAGAAGGUGUACGUCGACGGAUUGGAAAACAGGGUUGCCAUCUGCACUGCACACAAUCUGGACCUACAGAAGAAAGUCCAGAUGCUUCAGAAACAGAACAUGUCUUUGAUAGAGCAACUGAGGAAACUGCAGUCUAUAGUGAAGAUGUCGACCAUGAAGGCCAGCACCACCAGCACCUGUGUUAUGGUGUUCCUGCUGUCUUUCUGUCUCAUCAUCUUCCCGUCAGUCAAUCCAUUUGGUAGAAAAUCUGACCAGAAGGAACUCUACACGCCCUCAUCCGUCGUCUCCCGGACCUUGCGCUCGCUGCCAGACAGCACAGACGCCGUAUCCUACCAGGAGAACGAGGAGCCGGAGCUUCUCUUAGUGUCCCAAGUAGAGGUGGAGAACGUUAAAAGCAUGUUCGCGGGCGGCCAGAACAACCACACCCCCGACUACCAAAGGGUGGAGCAACCCGACUCGGAAUCCGGCAUCAACAGCAACUCUUCGGCAGACUUCCCCAGUCCUGCUCAGGCGGCGGAGAUGCCGUCGGCCGGCGGCGUCGGGGCGUUACCGGAAGGAUCCAUGGAUGCUGUAGUGGCAUCCGCUGUGGCGUACGAGGUCACGGGAUCCAAGGAAAACUGGAUAGACCGGAACCCCCCCUCUGUAAUAUUACAGCAGCACCGCUCUGAUGAGAUGUAGUAGGGACGUGUUGAUCGUUUUAACCAGCAGAGGGAGCCAAAUUCUUUAUGUUUUAGGUACAAGAGGGAAGCUUAAACUUGAAAAAGGAGGAAGGGAAAAAUACCAUCACUUAUCCAUAUAUAGUAUCAUCCUGUUUGUCCCUGCUUUUUCCCCUUUAGCAGCUUUCUGCCGUUCUGCAGUAACUUUAUUUGCACUUUGUUCCGUUUUCCUUGCUUCAGAGGGCAAAAAGAGAGAUUUAUUUCAGCAGUAUACACAACUUAAAGGACAAGAUAAUGCAGCUAUGAGCCAUUCUGGUAGAUUCAUCAUAGCAGCUGGACUUGCUUGAGUUCCUUGAAGACGUUUCAUCCAAGAGGCUUCAUCAGUUCUGACUGACCA
This is a messenger RNA of Stegastes partitus (bicolor damselfish), 1968 nucleotides long. RefSeq names its product cAMP responsive element binding protein 3-like 3 like (gene creb3l3l). The transcript is spliced from 10 exons. Gene Ontology annotation, biological process: regulation of transcription by RNA polymerase II. Gene Ontology annotation, molecular function: RNA polymerase II cis-regulatory region sequence-specific DNA binding; DNA-binding transcription factor activity, RNA polymerase II-specific. Lineage: Eukaryota; Metazoa; Chordata; Actinopteri; Pomacentridae. Gene Ontology annotation, cellular component: nucleus. The record is from RefSeq and is a predicted model, not a curated record. The coding region runs from base 100 to 1593 and encodes 497 amino acids.